Funneliformis geosporum is the source of this 377-nucleotide messenger RNA. The record is from the annotation of a GenBank genome assembly. Lineage: Eukaryota; Fungi; Glomeromycota; Glomeromycetes; Glomerales; Glomeraceae.
UUUGUCAAGUAGAAAUAGUAGAUGGAAAAAAAUGUAAAAAAACUUAUAAAACUGAUACAACUACUGGUAAUUGUGCUAUUCAUCUUACAAAUAAUUAUAGAAUAACUGAACAAGCUAAGCAAGAAGUUAAUCCUCAAAUAAAUCAGAAUCAAGAUAUCAUGAAAAUGUUUAUCAGAAAAACCUAUCAUCAAGAAUCACGUCAACUUGAAUUGUGUCAAACUUUUGAGGAAGCAACCAGAUAUCUUAAAGGUAGUAAUUAUUCUACUCAUAGUAUAAUGAAACCUUUAAUAGCUAAAAUUUUUAACAAUCUCAAGCCCAAAUCUGAAUCAAAUACAAUAAAUAUUAAUAUUGAGGAGAUUGAAGAUAUUUUUGUAUAG